AUGAAGAUAACAUUAAUUAUUUCUGUGUUAAUUAUAAGUGCCAAGUGCGGUUUACUAGAUGACCUUGUAACAGAUGAACAAAAAGCCAGUCUGAACAAUCUUCUAGGUAAAACGCCUAAACCUGAUGCAGAAAAAACAGAAUAUCAUCAAGGUAUGUUGGUAAAAGUGAAAGAAACUCUUGAAAAUGGAACUAAAAUAAUUAUAGAUGCAUUACGAAAUGUUAUUAAGAUUAAUCCAAAAGAAAGUAAAGAGAUUCCUAAAACAGGAAAUACAGAAUUAACAACAAAGAAACCUAUAACAGGUGCAGAGACAGGGAAAGAUGAAGCUAACAAAACAAUUGAUAAUAAUCCCGACAAACCUACUACAAAUGCAACGACGGAAGAAGCUCAAAAGGAUUUAAAUGAAACUGCUUCAAAGACAGAAGAUCAGCCGAAAAACAAUACACUAUCUACAAAAGACGAUGGCAAGGUUACUGAUAAUGCUAAAAAUAAAACAGGUGCUAACAACGCGGCUGAUGGUGAUGAUAAACUAUGUACUGAUGAUAAACCUUGUGAUAAAGUGGUGACAGUAACAAGAACGUCUUUUAAAGGUGAUGAGUGCCCUGCAGGGAAGGACCGGGCUGAUGAUGGAACCUGCGUGGAAGAAGUGUAA
Messenger RNA from Spodoptera exigua (beet armyworm), 651 nucleotides. Lineage: Eukaryota; Metazoa; Arthropoda; Insecta; Lepidoptera; Noctuidae. The record is from the annotation of a GenBank genome assembly.